Selaginella moellendorffii is the source of this 2218-nucleotide messenger RNA. RefSeq names its product F-box/kelch-repeat protein At5g60570. The record is from RefSeq and is a predicted model, not a curated record. The transcript has a single exon. Bases 490 to 1965 code for a protein of 491 amino acids. Gene Ontology annotation, molecular function: protein binding. Lineage: Eukaryota; Viridiplantae; Streptophyta; Lycopodiopsida; Selaginellales; Selaginellaceae.
GUGGCUCUUACACGGUCCGCCAUAGCCACAGAGCUUGGCUUGCCUUGGCUCCCCCCGGGAGCGAGAGGGAAUUGGGGGAGUUAGGGUUAGGGUUAGCGAGUAAGCGAUCGAUCAGCGCAGCGUCGUCCCGGCGUACUGAUGAUUUGGUGGAUACAUUCGCGAGCCGAGCCUAGAUUUGUAGAAUCUGGUCCUUUUUGCGCCACCGAUUCCUCCAUGGGCAAUCAGUCCUUUACUACAUUUGUGGCAGCGAUUUGUGGAGAUGUCGCAUUCUCCUGUUCCAGCCCCUUGGCGAGAGUUUUGAUAUGUGAGGCGCGCGAGCGAGAGUGAAAGCGAGAGAGAGAGAGAGGUCGAAAGAGAGAGCGAAAGAGAGAGCGAGAGGGAAAGAGAAAGAGAUUUUUGCUCUUUGCUCUCCCUUCCGCUAGAUCCUUGAUGAGGAGCUCCUAGGCAUCGAUCGCGCAGUCCUCGCGAAUUCCGCCCCCUCCCCUGGCCAUGGACGAGGAGAAAUCCAAAUCGGGGCCGCCUGGCGCGGCGCUGUGCGGGAGAUGCCACGUCUCGGAGGAGCUGGAGCUGCAGGCCAGGAGCAUGAUCCUUGGUGGCUCUGGUGGCGGCGGCGACGCCGUGCCUCCUCCUCUGUGCAAUAGCCACAACAAGCAUUGCUGCUGCAAGCUAGGCCGGCACACCCCAACGCACACGCUCACGUAUGACGCGGAGCUCAUCGCCCUCGACCCCUUCAGCAGAUCCAAGAAGAUCCGGCGCGGCGCCAAUGGCCGAUUCGUGCCCAGCGACGCGAAGAUCCAGCACGGCGGCGGCGGCACCAAUUCGGAGCUUACGUCAACGGUUGUUGCCAUGGAAGUUGACAGCGGCGGGAAUUGGCUCGAGAGCGACGACGGCGCUGGUGGCGGAGGAGAAUUGGCGGACAGCUCGCUCAUCCCGGGGCUCGGGGACGACGUGGCGCGCCUCUGCCUCGCCCGGCUGCCCAGAUCCUGCUACGGCCAGUUCUACACGGUAAGCAAGAGAUUUUGCUCGCUACUUAGGAGCGGGGAGCUGUAUAGCACGCGCCGCGGCCUGGGCAUCUCAGAGCAAUGGGUCUAUCUUCUCAACAGCGGCCAAUCCGUGUGGCGGGCCUUCUGCCUGGUCGAUGGCGGGCGAUGGCGGCCGCUCCCGCCCACGCCCUCGGAUCCAUGCUUCAAUAUGUGCGACAAGGAGUCGCUCACCGCAGGGACGCAGCUGCUCGUGGUCGGGCGCGAGAUCAAUGGCCACUGCAUCUGGGGCUACGAUCUCCUCACCGAUCGCUGGUUCCGAGCUCCACAGAUGAACACCCGGCGCUGCCUCUACGCCUCGGCCAGCUGCGGCACCCACGCGUUUGUCGCGGGGGGGAUCGACUCCGCCACCCAGCUCGAGCUCCGCGCCGCCGAGCGCUACGACUCGUCGUCCGGGCGGUGGGAGGCGCUGCCGGACAUGAUCAAGCCGCGGAAGAUGUGCUCGGGGUUUUACAUGGAUGGCAAGUUCUACGUGAUCGGUGGCGCCAACGCCGCCAGCGCGGAGCUCACUUGCGGCGAGGAGUUUGAUCCCGACGCCGGGACGUGGAGGGAGAUCCCCGGGAUGUGUCCUGCCAGGAGCGAUACGACGAGCAACUCGCCGCCGCUGGUGGCGGUGGUGGACAACCAGCUCUUCAGCUUGGAUGCGUCGUCCAGGAAGCUCAAGCGGUACUGCAAGCGAUCGAACUCGUGGAGGGUGAUCGGCGAUGUUCCUGUCAAGGCGGACUCGAGCAGUGGGUGGGGGAUGGCGUUCAAGGCCGUGGAUGGGCAGCUGCUCUUGAUAGGCGGCGAUCGGAGGGACGGAGACGCGAUCUAUGCGUGGAAGCCGUGCGAGGAGGAGGGCGGCGCCGCUGUAAAUUGGAAGUUCAUUGCCGGAUUGGUACCACCGGGGACGUUCGUCUUCAACUGCGCGGUCAUGUCCGCGUGAGCUAGGCUCCGACCAUUAGAAAAAGGAGUUCUUCGGUCGAUCGAUCGCGAGGUUCCAUCUUUUUUGGUGGCGGAGUGGCGGUGGUGGAGCAGAGUUAAGUUCUUCCGCUUUUCUUUUUUCUCUUUUUCUCUUUUUUAUUCUUCGCUCAAAGUUUUCCAGGGGAUAGCUUAUAGGAUCAAUGACAGCACCAUUGGCUGCGCUGCUCAUCUAUAUAAAACCUCCAUCAAAGUGGAAUCCACUUUUUUUUAGUUUU